Molecule: messenger RNA, 567 nt
Organism: Echinostoma caproni
Lineage: Eukaryota; Metazoa; Platyhelminthes; Trematoda; Plagiorchiida; Echinostomatidae
Source: the annotation of a GenBank genome assembly
GAAUCAGCCAAUGCAGCUCUUUUGGAAAAGCUGGAGGAUGAAAUACGUGAAGAUUACCUCUUCAGCGUUAAGAAGGCUAUUGUGGAUUUUGUGCUUCGAGAAUCAGCUGAUAAGCUCCCAUCAAUGACCGAAAAACAGAAGAUUUGUGACAUGACAGACGAUGAAUGCAAACCACCUGAACAUAGAAAAGAAUUGGAAAUCGUUCCCAAACCAUGGCACUCAUCAUUUGUUGCUGCGCACAGAUUUUGUCAACGACACUUAUUUGUUACAAAUGCUUGCAUGUUACAGGUUUUGGACCUAUGGCACACAAGUUUUGCGAAUUUGCGUCUCAUUGACAUUGAGGAGCUCUAUUCAAAACCGUCAGCCAUUGAAUUGACAGCUUUUCAGCAAAUAUGUACAAAGCACAUUGAAGCCGCUAAGGAGCGUUUGUUGAAGAAAUGGCUAAAUGAAGUACAGAACAUAUUUUACCAGGGCAAUAAAAAGAAACUGAUCCCGAACAACGAUGAUUCUGGGAAACUCGAGGCUUACUAUCGUUGCGCNAGGAUUGGCUUCAAUGCUCGACUAUAA